Jatropha curcas is the source of this 1504-nucleotide messenger RNA. Its product is annotated as GDSL-like Lipase/Acylhydrolase superfamily protein. Gene Ontology annotation, molecular function: hydrolase activity, acting on ester bonds. The record is from RefSeq and is a predicted model, not a curated record. NCBI's taxonomy places the organism in Eukaryota, Viridiplantae, Streptophyta, Magnoliopsida, Malpighiales, Euphorbiaceae. Gene Ontology annotation, cellular component: chloroplast stroma.
UAGUAAAUAGCUGGUCUUGCACUUGCACACGUCACAUGGUAUUGUCUAAAACCUUUCAGGCACAAAACCUAAUCUCCUGCUGAGAUCUACACGCAAACUCAUACUGUCCCACUCUCACAAUCUCUCCCCUUUCCUUUUCUUUUCGUAAAAAAACACGAAAGCUAAAAGCAAAAAUACAAAAUCUCCACUCUCCACGUAGCUUAUUUGGCCAACAACGCGCACUACACAACAGUAAAACGCACUUCCUUUACUUCACUUUACCAAUGGCUUCUCCAUUUCCAUUCUCUCAACCUCUCCUUCUUCUUCUGCUUAUUGUUAUUACUUCAUUUUCUUUCACUUUGGUGGCUUCUCAAUGCAAGAACUCGCCUGUCAUCUUCAACUUUGGGGAUUCAAAUUCCGACACCGGUGGACUAACCGCCGGUCUUGGCUUUCCUGUAAAUCUUCCAAAUGGUCGCUUAUUCUUCCACCGGUCAACCGGUAGAUUGUCUGAUGGACGUCUUUUGAUCGACUUCCUCUGUCAGAGUUUGAAUGCUAGUUUUCUAAACCCAUAUCUGGACUCAUUGGCGGGCUCAAGGUUCAGUAAUGGUGUAAACUUUGCCGUUGUGGGAUCUUCAACUCUUCCAAAGUUUGUUCCUUUUUCAUUGAACAUUCAAAUUAUGCAGUUCCUUCAUUUCAAAGCUCGAGCCCUUGAACUUGUCAAUGCUGGUUCACAAAAUUUGAUCAGCGAUGAUGGGUUUCAGAAUGCACUUUACAUGAUUGACAUUGGUCAAAAUGACAUUGCUGAUUCAUUUUCUAAAAAUCUAUCCUAUGUUCAAGUGGUCAAAAGGAUUCCAUCCUUUAUUCAAGAAAUAGAGAAUGCCAUGAAGACUUUAUAUGAUCAUGGAGGAAGGAAAUUCUGGAUACAUAACACCGGGCCAUUAGGUUGCCUCCCUCAAAAACUUGCAUUAACUAAGACAAAGGAUUUGGAUUCACACGGAUGUAUUUCAAGUUAUAACAGUGCUGCAAGAUUGUUCAAUGAAGGAUUGCGUCGUGCAUGCCAAAGAAUGAGGUCUCAAUUGACAGGUGCAACUAUAGUCUAUGUAGAUAUAUAUUCCAUCAAGUAUGACCUCAUUGCUAACUCCUCCAAAUAUGGUUUUUCAAAUCCACUAAUGGCAUGUUGUGGCUAUGGAGGUCCUCCAUACAAUUACAAUAUAGGGGUAACUUGUGGUCAACCUGGCUAUCAUGUUUGUGAUGGAAAAUCCCCAUCUGUAAGCUGGGAUGGGAUCCAUUACACUGAAGCUGCUAAUGCUAUUCUGGCUACCAAAGUUCUUUCCACAGCUUAUUCUUCACCGCGUUUGUCGUUUGAUUUCUUUUGUCGCAAUUGAUUUUCAUUUGUUGUUCUAGUUCAAUUGAAAGAAAAUCUUUUGAACUUGAUAGUUUAAAUUCUGAGUUCCAACUUAUUUGAAACCAAUUAAAUAUUAGUAUCAGCCAAUCAGACGUGGUCUGCUCUUGAGUUCGAGUCCCA